Molecule: messenger RNA, 1003 nt
Organism: Phaethon lepturus (White-tailed tropicbird)
Lineage: Eukaryota; Metazoa; Chordata; Aves; Phaethontiformes; Phaethontidae
Gene: SCAMP5
Product: secretory carrier membrane protein 5
Exons: 6
Coding region: 61-768 (235 amino acids)
Biological process (GO): protein transport
Cellular component (GO): trans-Golgi network membrane; recycling endosome membrane
Source: RefSeq, a predicted model, not a curated record
AGCUCCCAGGUUUUUCCCCCUACUUUUCCUGUGGAACGGAGAGGCUGAGUGUGUGCCAGCAUGGCAGAAAAAGUCAACAACUUCCCUCCCCUGCCGAGGUUCAUCCCCUUGAAGCCAUGUUUCUACCAGGACUUUGAUGCGGAGAUCCCGCCGCAGCACCGUACCAUGGCCAAGCGGCUUUACUACCUCUGGAUGCUGAACAGCAUCACCUUGGCAGUGAAUCUCGUUGGCUGCCUCGCAUGGCUGAUUGGAGGCGGUGGAGCUGUUAAUUUUGGACUGGCAAUUCUCUGGCUCAUUCUCUUUACGCCCUGCUCCUAUGUCUGCUGGUUUAGACCUAUUUACAAAGCUUUCAAGACAGACAGUUCCUUCAGCUUCAUGGCUUUCUUCUUCACCUUCAUGGCCCAGCUGGUGAUCAGCAUUAUCCAGGCAGUGGGAAUCCCUGGCUGGGGCGUCUGCGGCUGGAUUGCAGCGAUUUCCUUCUUCGGGACCAACGUGGGGUCGGCCGUGGUGAUGCUGAUCCCCACCGUCCUGUUCACGGGGAUGGCAGUCUUCUCCUUCAUCGCUCUCACUAUGGUGCAUAAAUUUUACCGGGGGAGCGGCGGGAGCUUCAGCAAAGCCCAGGAGGAAUGGACCACGGGGGCGUGGAAGAACCCCCACGUCCAGCAGGCAGCACAGAGCGCGGCGAUGGGGGCGGCGCAGGGGGCCAUGAUGCAGCACGAGACGCAGUACUCGGCCACCCCGAACUACACCUACUCCAACGAGAUGUGAGCAGCGGGACUCUGUCCUCGGGCGAAAGAUCUGGGGGGAAGGGAGGAGGAGGAGGAAGGAGGCUGAGCCGAGUUUCUGCAGCUAUUUCAGAAAGUCGGAGUGUACUAUAACAGUUCUUCUUUUCCCGUUCUUUGUAACAAGAUCGUUUUGGAUUUUUUUUUUUCCUCCCCGUUACUGUCUUAUCUCUUCUUUUCUCUUUCAUUUUUUCUUUUUGAAGAGGCUGUGAGUUGACCUG